CCUUAUUUGCAGCACCUACCCGCUCAUAUACACCAGAUCUAUAUCAUCCUACGAAUCAAGAGCUAUCUAUUCACUCUCCUCGAAUCACUCCUCCAACUCUCAUCCAUAUCAGUCAUCUCUCAAGUCCGGGUAUGAACGGCAACAUGGGCGACUACGCAGCACAAUAUCCUCCAUAUGAUGCGUCAAUAGACCCCUCGUCGCUAUUCUUCAAUAACGGUCACGUACCACAACUCAGCCCAUCCGACCCCCUCCUCCAAUCCUUCUCCCCAAACACCUCAUCCCUCCCCCUCGACCUCUCCUUCGGUACACCCACUCCAGAUACCCUCUCAGCUACCAACGGAGGAGCCGAACUCGACAAACGCAAAGCCCAAAACCGCGCAGCCCAACGCGCCUUCCGCGAACGCAAAGAAAAACACGUCAAAGAACUCGAACAAAAACUGAACGAGUUGAGGGAAAACACGUCAUUGACGGCGGAGGAGAACAAGACGCUGAGAGAGCAGAUUGCGAGGUUGGAGAUGGAGAAUGAGGUUUUGCGGCAGGCGGGGAUAACGAGUCCGGAGUUGAAACCUGAAGCGAAUGUUCCGGCGCGGUUUGAGUUUCCCAAACCCGACACUCUCCCUCUGGGUCGAAAUUCAUCGCGUUCACCCUCCGCCGGACCAAACGGCAACCCCUCAAGCCCCGACACCGUCUCCUCCAUCUCCUCCUCCUACCUCCACACCCACACAACAUCCUCCCACCCCGUCCUGCCCCCAACAGCGAUGUCCUGCCCCAAAGUAUGGUCAAAAAUCGUUUCACACCCCCGUUUCGACGAGUUGAGUGACGACCAAGUGGGUUUUGUGAGUCAGCGCUUGAGCGUUGUGGCGACCGAAGAGAGGGGGAUCGAGGAGUUGAUUAGGGAGACGAUUGGGGGGGUUCUGGAUGGGGAUGCGAUGCAGGCGUAGGUGGGGAGUGUACGAUGAAGUGACUUUGACAUUUGCAACUGGGUUUAUUGGAGUUUUAAUGUGGUUCACAAAGGGAU
Messenger RNA from Saitoella complicata NRRL Y-17804, 1018 nucleotides. RefSeq lists its product as uncharacterized. Gene Ontology annotation, cellular component: RNA polymerase II transcription regulator complex. NCBI's taxonomy places the organism in Eukaryota, Fungi, Ascomycota, Saitoellomycetes, Saitoellales, Saitoellaceae. Bases 144 to 941 code for a protein of 265 amino acids. The transcript has 2 exons. Gene Ontology annotation, molecular function: DNA-binding transcription activator activity, RNA polymerase II-specific; transcription cis-regulatory region binding. The record is from RefSeq and is a predicted model, not a curated record.